AUGUCGACGUCGUCACCAUGGCUCUCCACAUCAUCUGCGGAUCCUAGCCCCAACGCAGUCGCUGCAAACGACGAUUUCGAUCCUUGGGCGACGCCUACCAACUCGGGGUUCCUUCACCCUUCCACUUCUUCGCAGCGGCCACAGGUGCGCAGCCGCAGGUCAUCGCCCUCAUUCGCCACCGAAGCACAGGUGGUAGAUCGACAUCCCUUGCGGUCUCCUUCUCCAUCGCAAGCAAUUGCUGGCCCGUCCAACUCGAAUCGUCCCGGUGCAGCUCCACGAAGACCUUCAGCAGUAGCCUCCGAAUGGAAGGCUAUCGGUGCCGGCCUCGCUGGUCUCUUCGGAGGCUCAGAGCCCAACGCGAGCUCUUCCAGCUACCGAUGGCCUGCCGAUCCAGCGUCUUCCCAUCCUUCGAUACGUUCCUCUCGACGAUCAGCUUUUCCCGCUUCUGAGGACAAUGGCAAGUACAGCGACGACCCGAACAAGGGCCGUCCUUAUGACCCCGUCGAAAGCACGCUCGUCCGCCUGGAGGAUUGGUUCGGACUCAAAGACCAGCAGCAACAGCACCAGCAGCAGCCGCCUUCAUCUUCUUCGAAGCCCUCGACGACUGCGCGAUCACAGCGUCAGUCCACCAGCACCACAGCCACUUCGAGCGAUGCAGAUCAAGUGCGAGUCCUCAUUCAUCCAGUCGCCCCCACUGACACACUGCACUCCUUGGCGCUCCACUACGGAGCAGACAUCCAGGUGCUGCGCAAAUCCAACAAGCUCUGGCCUGCGGAUCCAGUCCAGAUUCGCAAAGUCAUCUACGUCCCAGUCGACAGCUGCAAGCAUCGUCCGCCAAACGCAGAGAUCCGAAUCGUCAACAGUAGAGGAGGCGUCGUCUCGUCCGAUGAUUCUGCAGCCGGACCGAACACGCUCGUCUUUGUGCCUCGCGCAGAAGAGGAGGAUUUUCUCACCGGCACUCCGUACGCAGAGAUAGCGCAGCCCAACCUCAUGGCCGACAGCCUAGCUGCCAUGCGUGUCUCUGAUCCGGUCAGCGACUUCAUGCCUGACACCAACAAAGCGUACAUCGACUCAGCGGCACCUGCUUUUGGCACAUCACUCACACCCGCCGGCGCUCUCAGUCCCAGCAAGCAGCCGUAUCCGGCCAGUCUCACGCCCGCGCUUCGCAAUCUCGGUCAGCAAAACACUGCUUCCAGUCACAGCGGCAGAAGGGCUGCUAGCAGUAUCGGCGGAGGCUCCAACACGCCCAGCAUCGCAGCAUCUGCUUCGGCAGCUAGCUCAGGAUUCGUCCCACCACGACAGCCACUCCACGUCGCCAAAGUGCCCGCCGAUCAGCUCAAGUUCUUCGCCAGCGACGCGAAAACUUCAGCCUCUGGUAGCCUCAAACCAGGUCCCGGCGACAUUGGCUAUCAGCCUGGCGAAAGUGGCAUCGACGACUUGUUAGCUAUGGCAGCCCAGCCCGAACAACACCAGAACGGUCUCACGCCUGCUGCCAGCAGCAACGCAGCUCGCCCAGAUCUGAGCCGUUCGACGUCGAUUGGCACCUUUUCGGCUUUUGACGACGACGAAGAAGACUGGAAGCCCAACACCUGGCAUUUCGGUAGCGCUGCCAACCAGCCCAAGCGCAAGCCAAGUCAUCGAAGUCGAGCCACCGCCUUCGAGAGCAGCAACACUACGCCCACAUCUUCUUCGACGAGCCAGUACCAGGGCUGGAACGACGCACCACCACCCGACGCCAUCGUCGCCAGAGCAUACGAUGGAGGCAAAGCAUAUCGCAAAAGACAGGCCCAGAGGUCGCAUCCUUUGCUGUACGAUCUCGCCGCUGGCUUGCCCGCUAAUCCUGGUGCAGCCAGCAAGUGGGCCAGACCGAUUCAGUUUGGCGACUCGCUGCCCGGCGGUCCUCCCGGCGUGGCCAAUGGAAGCAGCGCAGCAUCCAGCAGCAGGAAAAGCGCUGCCAAUGGUGGAUUUGGCAAAUUAAUCGACGACACGAUUCGCGGUAGGAUCAGCGUCGAAGCUGCUCUCGGAGGUGCCUUCGGCGGCAGCAGCGGUGGUGCCAAGGCCAUCUUGCCAAGAGCUUCGAACCUCGGCCCGCCACCACGCACGCAACCUCGAUCGCACCCAAGUCCAGCCGUGCGCACACUCCCGCCCCCGCCGCCAUCGCACGCCGCAUCAGCCCAUCUCUUUGGCCCGCUUUCAUCGCAAGCCAGCACGAUAAACCCUCAGCCAAAGGCACUCGAGCACGAUAGAAGGAUCGACUGGGCCAAGGGAAAGGAUGAUUAG
Kalmanozyma brasiliensis GHG001 is the source of this 2280-nucleotide messenger RNA. RefSeq lists its product as uncharacterized. The record is from RefSeq and is a predicted model, not a curated record. Bases 1 to 2280 code for a protein of 759 amino acids. NCBI's taxonomy places the organism in Eukaryota, Fungi, Basidiomycota, Ustilaginomycetes, Ustilaginales. The transcript has a single exon.